Tachysurus fulvidraco (yellow catfish) is the source of this 1432-nucleotide messenger RNA. RefSeq names its product serine/threonine-protein kinase pim-1-like. Bases 159 to 1268 code for a protein of 369 amino acids. The transcript is spliced from 7 exons. Gene Ontology annotation, biological process: protein autophosphorylation; regulation of mitotic cell cycle; negative regulation of apoptotic process. Lineage: Eukaryota; Metazoa; Chordata; Actinopteri; Siluriformes; Bagridae. The record is from RefSeq and is a predicted model, not a curated record. Gene Ontology annotation, cellular component: cytoplasm. Gene Ontology annotation, molecular function: ATP binding; protein serine/threonine kinase activity.
ACGUCUUACGGCGUGACAUCACAGGAUUAUAUUUUUAAGUUGUUGUUAUUGUUCGAAUCGCCUUCACAACACAUUUUAAAAAAUACACUGACUGACUAUUUGCAUUCCGUCCCGAAAAGCUUCUCGUCUUUUUUUUUUUUACAAAAACUAUUAUUUGAAUGUCCUUUUCUCUGAUACCAAAGACAUUUGAAGCCCAGCGCGUGAAGACGCCAAUUGUUGUGGAGAUGGACAGCGCGAGCGCAGAGUGUGAGCACAAAGGAUCUGAGUACUUGAUGGAGGAGAUCAAGUCAAGGUACUCAGUAGGAAAGCUGCUCGGUGAAGGAGGUGAAGGUGGUGUAUAUGCUGGGGUUCGUCUGUCAGAUGGCACUGAGGUUGCCAUAAAAGUUUCCCAGGUGGACCCUGACUUGGGAAUGAUAACCAUCCCUGGAGAGACCACUCCCAUUCCCAUUGAGGUGGGACUGAUGAAGAUGGUCUCCCAGCCAGUCCGUUGCCUGAAUAUCCUGGGGCUGCUGGAAUGGUUUGUGGUCCAGAACUACCUGGUGCUUAUCUUAGAAAAUCCAAGCCCCUGCAUGGACCUCAUGGACUUUUGUGACCUCCAUGGAGGUAAGCUCCCUGAACCCCUGGCGAGGGACAUCAUGGUCCAGGUGGUUCAGGCAGCUUGUCAUUGUUGUGCCAGAGGAGUGUUCCACAAUGACAUCAAACUAGAGAACAUCCUCGUCAACACCGAGACGCUUCAGGUGAAGCUUAUUGAUUUUGGAGUUGGCGACCUGCUGAAGGCAACACCCUAUACCUACUGCCCAGGCAGUGAACAGUACUUCCCACCAGAGUGGUACAGAGAAAAACGUUACAUGGGUCGUCCUACCACCAUCUGGACACUGGGCAUCCUCUUAUAUCAGAUGCUCUGCGGGAAAUGGCCCUUUGAGACGCCGGAAGAAAUUAUUGCUGGCCACCUGCACUUUCCUCCUGACUUGUCUAAAGACUGCCAGAAGUUUAUAUUACGUUGUCUGGCACAAAACCCUAAGUCUCGACCAUCGUUCAAGCAACUGCUGAAGAACCGGUGGUUGAAGAGCGGCUCGAGGUCUACGCAGAGCAUUCCCAUCAUUAGGGGACCUGAGACGCUCACAGAAAAAAGGACACCACAAGCGCUCCAAAAUGAAUUUGCUUUUUUGGACCAUUUCUCCUUAUUUUCUCCUUCUCCUUUAUUCUAUAAAUCUCUGUAUGUAUCUUUGUUGGUUUUUAUGAUUUAUGCCACACUGAUCUUGUUGUGACAGUAAAAUGUGUAUUGCUUGUUAGAUUAAAAAAUCAUUCUACACACCGAACAGUAUUUUAUAUUGCUUAUAUUGUAUAGAUAUCUAUGGUGGUAUUCGGUUUACCUUCCAUGCUGUCUGCAUUCAGUCUGCUUAUUUAUUUAUUUAUUUAUUUAUUUAUUUAU